Opisthorchis viverrini is the source of this 828-nucleotide messenger RNA. RefSeq lists its product as hypothetical. The record is from RefSeq and is a predicted model, not a curated record. The coding region runs from base 1 to 828 and encodes 275 amino acids. The transcript has 3 exons. Lineage: Eukaryota; Metazoa; Platyhelminthes; Trematoda; Opisthorchiida; Opisthorchiidae.
AUGAAUGGUUUGCCCUGGCAGCUAAAUCAUUCAAGUCCAAGCGUGAUCCAACAUGCAGCAGCAGCUCAACAGGUGUACGCCGAAAGACGAAAGUUUAUGCGUCAGGCCCCAACCAAUACACAAAUCUCCAUUGUAUUAAGCAGUCAUCCUGACGACGCAGAUAUGCAACUCCAGAUCCGGUUACUAAUAAAAUCUGCACAGUGUGGAUCAUCUCGCUACCUGGAGCAGUGCCCAGAGUUUAUUGAAAUGCCAGUUGUGAGCACAAAUAUCUGCGUAGACCGACUCCGAGUAUGUUAUUUAUGUUUAAAACCGAACCAUCAAGCAAAGAUGUGUCGAUCAAGGCAUGCAUGUGGGCUCCAGUUAUGUGUGGGAAAUCAUCAUUUACUUGUGCACCGGCUGAGCUCUUCCAAGCCGGAAAAUGAACCAGAACCACCUGGGAUUGCAUCAGAAGGUGCACACCAUGGCGUCUCAAAAUCAAAUAUAUCGCUUGCAGUAGUGCCAGUUCGGAUUCUAGGACCGAAAGAGACGUCGCGCUCAACGCCUUUUUUGGACAACUCUGCUAGUACGACCCUGAUCCCCAGUUCAUUUCUACCAAAACUGGGAUUGAAACGUAUACUGGUGUCAUUAAUUAAUAAAACUAUCACUUGGAAGUGUGUUAAUUACCUGCGUCGCAAAGAAUGCAUUAGCACUUCAUUUCCUGGCUACUACCACGUAUCUUAUGACUCCCCUGAUGAUGGAAACUCGAUAUUCGGUGAUCGUGAACUUCAGUUAUCAUCCACUGAACAGCAGGUCGAAAAAUCCAUAGCGGGGGUUAAUUCAGAGGAAUAG